AGCGAAGGCGCUGGAGCGCGAGAUGCGCGAUCCGACCAGCAGCUGUAACGUGGACUGCCUGCUGGACACGGUUUCGGCGCUGGUCAGCGAUUGUGCACACGAAUCGCUGAAGCGUUUCAAGAACAUCGAUCAAUAUGCGUGUAAAUAUAAGCCCCUGGCUGAGCAGAUCAAUCAGCUGCGCAUGAAUGUGGAUGAUUUUGAUUUCAUCAAACUGAUCGGAGCUGGUGCCUUUGGCGAGGUGCAGCUGGUCAGGCACAAGUCAUCCAGUCAGGUGUACGCCAUGAAACGGCUAUCAAAAUUUGAGAUGAUGAAACGUCCGGAUUCCGCCUUCUUUUGGGAGGAGCGUCACAUAAUGGCGCAUGCGAACUCCGAAUGGAUUGUACAAUUGCAUUUCGCAUUCCAGGAUAGCAAAUACCUGUAUAUGGUGAUGGACUUUAUGCCGGGCGGUGAUAUUGUCACGCUAAUGGGCGACUAUGAUAUACCUGAGAAAUGGGCCAUAUUUUAUACGAUGGAAGUGGUCCUCGCCUUGGACACCAUACACAAUAUGGGGUUUGUGCAUCGCGACGUUAAGCCCGACAAUAUGCUAUUGGAUAGCUAUGGCCAUUUGAAGCUAGCCGAUUUUGGCACCUGCAUGCGCAUGGGCCCCAACGGUCAGGUGGUGUCCAGCAAUGCGGUGGGCACACCCGACUACAUCAGUCCCGAAGUGCUGCAGAGUCAGGGCGUGGACAACGAGUAUGGCAGAGAGUGCGAUUGGUGGUCGGUGGGCAUAUUCCUAUAUGAGAUGCUAUUCGGGGAGACGCCCUUCUAUGCGGACUCUCUCGUUGGCACCUAUGGCAAAAUCAUGGAUCACAAGAACUCGCUCAGCUUUCCCGCCGAGGUGGAGAUCAGUGAGAAUGCAAAGUCAUUGAUACGCGCCUUCCUCACGGAUCGGACACAGCGCUUGGGUCGCUAUGGCAUCGAGGACAUCAAGGCGCAUCCGUUCUUUCGCAACGACACGUGGUCGUUCGAUAAUAUACGACAGAGUGUGCCGCCUGUGGUGCCGGAGCUGACGUCCGACGAUGAUACGCGCAAUUUCGAGGAUAUUGAACGGGAUGAGAAGCCCGAGGAGAUGUUUCCGGUGCCCAAGAGUUUCGAUGGCAAUCAUCUGCCCUUCAUUGGCUUCACCUAUACGGGCGACUAUCAGCUGCUCUCGAGCGACACUGUCGAUGCGGAAUCAAAGGAAUCACAGUCGGUGAACAGCAGCACCAAUGCAAACAACAAUCAUGGACACAAUCAUCGCCAUCGGCCGUCAAAUUCGAAUGAGCUGAAGCGGCUGGAGGCGCUGCUCGAACGGGAACGGGCUCGUUGCGAGGCACUGGAGCAGCAGGACACGAGAUUGAGGCAACAACUGGAUGUGAUCACCAAGCGAGAGGCCGACUUGCAGCGCAUUGCGAGCGAAUAUGAAAUGGAUUUGACGCUGAGGCAGCACAACUACAAGGUGGCCAUGCAGAAGGUCGAGGUGGAGAUCGAGCUGCGCAAGAAGGCGGAGGCGUUGAUUGUGGAGACACAGCGGAAGCUGGAGAACGAGCAAAAGACACGCAUGCGUGAUCUGAAUAUCAAUGAGAAGGUCCUCACGCUCGAGAAGCAGCUGCACGACAUGGAGCUGAGCUUUAAGAACGAAACGGAGCAAACACAGAAGCUGAAGAAACAGAAUGCCGAGCUGGGCUUCACGCUGAAAACGCACGAGGAGAAGGUGCGCGACCUGGCGGAGCUGAAUAAGACGCUGCAGAAGGAGAAGGAGGAGCUCGAUCAGGAGAAUGCCGACUUGCAGGCGCAGGUGGCGCAAGAGAAAACGCUGCGCUCCCAGCUGAAGGUUGUGCACAAGGAGGCGGAGAACAAGAUGCAGACGCUGGCAAAUGAUUUGGAGCGCUCGCUGCAGCGGGAGCAGAAGGCGCAGGAGGACAAUCGUGCGCUGCUGGAGAAGAUUAGCGAACUGGAGCGAACGCAUGCGAGUCUCGAUUUCGAGCUCAAGGCCGCUCAGGGUCGCUAUCAGCAGGAGGUGCGCGCGCACCAGGAGACGGAGAAGUCGCGUCUCGUUUCGCGCGAGGAGGCCAAUCUGCAGGAGGUGAAGGCCUUACAGUCCAAGCUCAAUGAGGAGAAAUCCGCACGCAUCAAGGCCGAUCAGAACUCGCAGGAGAAGGAGCGACAGCUGAGCAUGCUCUCCGUUGACUAUCGCCAAAUCCAGCUGCGUCUGCAGAAGCUGGAGGGCGAGUGCCGGCAGGAGUCGGAAAAGGUGGCCGCACUCCAAUCCCAGCUGGACCAGGAGCAUAUCAAACGCAACUCGCUGCUCUCCGAAAGAAGUCUGCACACUUCGGAGGUGGCGCAUUUGCGUUCCCGGGAGGCUCAGCUGCAGAAGGAGCUGGCGGCGCAACGCGAGGCUAAGCGACGCUUGGAGGAGGAUCUAACGCAGCUGAAGGCCACACAUCACGAGGCAUUGGCCAACAAUCGGGAGCUGCAAGCCCAGCUGGAGGCUGAGCAAUGCUUCUCGCGGCUGUACAAGACGCAGGCGAACGAGAAUCGGGAAGAGAGCGCCGAGCGUUUGUCCAAAAUCGAGGAUCUCGAGGAGGAGCGCGUCUCGCUGAAGCACCAAGUGCAAGUGGCAGUCGCACGCGCUGAUUCGGAGGCACUUGCUCGCUCCAUUGCCGAGGAGACGGUGGCCGAUCUCGAGAAGGAGAAAACCAUCAAGGAGCUCGAACUGAAGGACUUCAUAAUGAAGCAUCGCAACGAGAUCAAUGCCAAGGAGGCGACCAUAGCCGCGCUCAAAGAAACCGAAGCCGAUCUGCACAAGAAACUCAAAUCGAAGAGCAGCGAAUUGGACGAAAUGCUUGCGCAGCACAAGAAACAGCUCGAGGAGCUGCAGCAACAGCGCAUCGCCAAGGACGAAGAGAUCGCCAAACUGGGCGAGAAGUGCAAGAACGAAGUGCUACUCAAACAGGUGGCCGUGGCCAAGCUGACCGAGGUCAUGAAUCGUCGCGACUCCGACUGGCCAAAACAAAAGGUCAAGGCUCGCUCCACCGCCGAGCUGCGCAAAAAGGAAAAGGAGAUGCGUCGCUUGCAGCAGGAGCUGUCGCAGGAGCGCGAGAAAUACAACCAGAUGCUGCUUAAGUAUCAGGAUCUCCAACAGCAGGCCGUCGAGGAUCAGCAGGUGAAGCAGAAGAUGAGCAUGGAGAUCGAUUGCAAGGCCACCGAAAUUGAGCAUCUACAGAGUAAGCUCAACGAGACGGCCUCGCUCUCGUCGGCCGACAACGAUCCCGAGGAUACCCAGGACUCUGUCUUCGAGGGCGUUUUGUCUGUGCCAAAUAAACAGAAUCGCCGCCGCGGCCAGAACUGGAAGCGACAAUAUGUGAUCGUCUCGUCCCGCAAAAUCAUCUUCUACAAUACAGAAAAUGACAAGAAUAAAACGACAGAUCCCGUGCUCAUACUCGAUCUAAGCAAAGUCUAUCAUGUGCGCAGCGUUACCCAAGGCGACGUCAUACGCGCCGAUGCCAAAGAGAUUCCGCGCAUCUUUCAGCUGCUGUACGCCGGCGAGGGCGCCUCCCAUCGUCCCGAUGAGCAGCUGGAUGUGACUCUGCAUGCCAGCAGCAAUGAGGAGCGGCCAGGCACCAUUUUGCAUAAGGGUCAUGAGUUUGUUCACAUUACGUACCACACGCCUUCGUUCUGUGACGUCUGCGCCAAGCCGCUUUGGUCCGUGUUUAAGCCGCCGGCGGCCUACGAAUGCAAGAGAUGCCGCAAUAAGAUACACAAGGAACAUGUGGACAAACAAGAUCCACUGGCGCCGUGCAAACUGCAUUUGGAUCCGCGCAGCGCACGCGACAUGCUGCUCUUGGCCAACACGCCCGAGGAGCAAUCUCUGUGGGUGGCACGCCUGCUCAAGCGUAUACAGAAGAGUGGCUACAAGGCCAAUUCAUCCAAUAACAACACCACAGACGGCAGCAAAAUAUCGCCCAGCCAAUCGACACGUUCCGCCUACAAGCCGUAUGCGCCGAAUGUGCAACGUUCUGCCACGCUGCCGGCCAACUCUUCGUUGAAGCAAUGAAGCUCGUCUGGCAUAUACAAAAUCAGCUACA
Drosophila navojoa is the source of this 4106-nucleotide messenger RNA. RefSeq names its product Rho associated coiled-coil containing protein kinase (gene Rok). Gene Ontology annotation, biological process: Rho protein signal transduction; embryonic morphogenesis; regulation of cell junction assembly. Gene Ontology annotation, cellular component: cytoplasm; cytoskeleton. Gene Ontology annotation, molecular function: ATP binding; Rho-dependent protein serine/threonine kinase activity; small GTPase binding. The record is from RefSeq and is a predicted model, not a curated record. NCBI's taxonomy places the organism in Eukaryota, Metazoa, Arthropoda, Insecta, Diptera, Drosophilidae.